This is a messenger RNA of Mercurialis annua (annual mercury), 714 nucleotides long. Its product is annotated as nodulin-related protein 1-like. The record is from RefSeq and is a predicted model, not a curated record. NCBI's taxonomy places the organism in Eukaryota, Viridiplantae, Streptophyta, Magnoliopsida, Malpighiales, Euphorbiaceae. The transcript has a single exon. The coding region runs from base 164 to 577 and encodes 137 amino acids. Gene Ontology annotation, biological process: regulation of abscisic acid biosynthetic process; response to heat.
AGCUUUUCCCUGCAGACUGUGUCUGAGUCAGAUGGAACAAGGCCCACAAAAACAAAUACAUAUUGAAACCAAUCAAUAUCUUCAUCUUCAAUUAUUGAUCAUACGCCUAUAAAGCUAACAAACACAUCUCUAAAAUCUCAAUCCAAUUCCAAUCUUUGUUCCCAUGGAUUUCCCAUCUUCUAACGACCAACCAUCCAAGACGGGCCACAAGCAUCAACAAGUCUCAUCCUCCGAGCUUUUCUCAAGCGCUAAGCAAGUCGCUGAUGCAGCCAAAUCUUCACUUAGCCACCAAAAAGUUGAUCAGGGACAGGCCGCCGGUGCUGCUGCAAAUCUUCUGGGUGGGGCUUCUCAAUAUGGCAAGCUUGAAGAGAAGAGUUAUGGAAAGUAUGUAGAAAAAGCUGAGGACUAUCUUCGUCAGCAGUCUUCUCAUUCAACCGCCGCCGCCACCACUGCUGGCCACCAGUCCGGCCCCGAUACGCCCAUAACUCAGUCCACGCCAACUCAAUCAAGUGGUGAAGAUGGCAAAUCUUCUGGCGUUGGUGAUUACUUCAAAAUGGCUCAAGGCUUCAUGAAGUGAAACUGAUAUAAUGUCAAAUGUCAUGACUUUUUGUUGUUUGUUUUCCUUCUGUGUAUGUUGUAUCGUCUUGCAUUCUAAGCUUGUGAUAUUUUCUUAUCUUGUCUGUAACUCUCUUUAAUGUACUAAAAUUCUACUAA